Messenger RNA from Drosophila persimilis, 1930 nucleotides. RefSeq names its product mini-chromosome maintenance complex-binding protein. The record is from RefSeq and is a predicted model, not a curated record. The coding region runs from base 26 to 1849 and encodes 607 amino acids. Lineage: Eukaryota; Metazoa; Arthropoda; Insecta; Diptera; Drosophilidae. Gene Ontology annotation, biological process: DNA-templated DNA replication. Gene Ontology annotation, molecular function: chromatin binding. The transcript is spliced from 3 exons.
UAUUUGCGAAUUUUUUCAAAAUAUAAUGCCUUGUUCAAUGGAUAUGCCAAGUACUUCCAACGGAUUGGACCACUACAGCCAAAGGGACCCAUCCGAGUUGAAGGAGCUGCUUAAGGAUUCAACUGCAUGGCACGCCAUUCCUUUGCUAAACUACACGCCGUUGCAUAAACUGAAGGAUCAGACUUUGGUGCGUUUCCGGGGCAUGAUUCAGGACAUGAUGGACCCGGAAAUCUAUUUGGAGCGCUAUGAAGUGAAAUCCUCGGACGGAAGCAAGCGUCUACAGCACGGCCAAUACCAUGAUUGCUUAAAGCUGGCAACGGGCGAAUCAAUCGACUACAAUGCCGAGAGCAAUGUGCAUGGCGAGAGGCGUACACUGUUUGUGGUUUCAGUGCCAGGCCUGAAUGAUUGGACCAAGGAACACGAAGGCAAGUGCAGUCCCCAGCCCAAGUUGCUCAGCCAAACGCAAUCGCCAAACAAUGCCAAAAAGCGUACUUUGGAUGACCAGGAAGCCAUGGAUGUAGAAGAUGAUAACGAUACUUUGCUCAAACGAAAAUGUGUUGAGGGGACCAAGUCAGACUCAUCGGGGAACUCAUCGGCCGCUGCUCCAGCCGUGCUCGGCUCUGAGUAUUUGAUAAAUUCUCCCUUGCCCAGUCGACCCAGCAUGGCCUGCAUGGUGAAAGUGUACGAAGACUUUGAUAGCUAUAAACUGAAUUCCCUGGUCGACUUUGUUGGUUUCCUAUCAGUCGAUCCCUCGCUGGAUGCCGCCACCAUAGAUACGGAGGGUUUUGAUAGCCUAAGCGAGCUGCAGGCCACACAUCCAUCGCCCUUCCUCAUACCACGUGUGCAUGCCUUUGCAGUCCAGCAUUUGCCGCACGCCAAUCCGCUGCUGGACAAGAGUCUACAACAGCCGGCGGACGCUAGUGCCAGCGAAGAUCUAUCACAGACCAGCGUGCACAAAGAUUUACGGAUGCUUCUGAAGCUCUGCCUGUUUGACGAUGACUUGGCUGCCGAGUAUUUGCUUUCCCAUUUGAUUUCCUCGGUGUACAGUCGCUCCGAGAUGCAGAGCAUUGGAAAGUUUUCCCUAAACAUAUGCAACUUGCCCAAGGAAUCACUGGCACAGUAUACAACAAAGCUGUACCAAGUACUGGAGCUACUUUUGCCAGCCAGCCAUUACCUGGCCAUGACUCUGGAGACAAUGAACACGGCUGCCUUUGCCCCCAAAAAGGAUUACGAGACCAACAAGCUGGUCUCUGGCAUGCUGCAGCUAGCACCGCACACUCAUCUGGUGCUGGACGAGACGUACAUGCAGCAGGGCAAACUGGAGUCGAAUGGCGUCCUUGCCAUCCAGCACUUGGCGCACCUGAUCAACAGCCAGGAGCUAAAGUGCGAUUUCCAGUACUAUCAGAUUGACUACCAUGUGAACAUUCCUGUGCUUGUCCUGAGCGAAGGACGCAGUAUGUUACCGAGCGACUUCGUGUUGCCUAUUAACGCCGAUGCCAAGGCCGUGGAACUGCUGGAUGAAUCUCUGAAGGCGGCCCACCACUACUUGCAGCCAGCGCGCCUCCAACAGUUCCGCAAGUAUUUGACCUUGGCACGCAUCAGUCCGUUUAACGUCAGCGAGGAACACACCGAGAUGAUUCAACAGGAUUUCGUGGAUAUGCGCAAGGCGAAUGCCAAGAGCAAUGCGGAUGAUCUGCAUGGCUUGUUGGUGCUUUCACGCCUUCUGGGCAUUGCCCGUGGAAAAAAUGCACUGGACAAGGAAACUUGGCAGCUGGCGACCGAGUUCGAGGCCAAGCGGCGACAGCGGCUACAGGCAUUGCCGAAGUCAACCGUCCAGCUGCGUAAUUAAUUUGGUUUCAACAUAGAAUUUACUCAUUUUUUAUUGUCUUAUUAUAAUGUUUACAAAUAAGUAUUAAUUGGAAGAAAACUA